Molecule: messenger RNA, 1690 nt
Organism: Dreissena polymorpha
Lineage: Eukaryota; Metazoa; Mollusca; Bivalvia; Myida; Dreissenidae
Product: tubulin beta chain
Exons: 3
Coding region: 112-1452 (446 amino acids)
Biological process (GO): mitotic cell cycle; microtubule cytoskeleton organization
Cellular component (GO): cytoplasm; microtubule
Molecular function (GO): structural constituent of cytoskeleton; GTPase activity; GTP binding
Source: RefSeq, a predicted model, not a curated record
CAUACUCACUUGUUUACCUACGUCAUCAACAACGGAAAGCGGUUAAGAGCGCAGACGGGUGGAAAGGGAAAAGAACUAGUUAAAUAAGUAAUAGAAGAAUUGAUAAACACAAUGCGCGAAAUUGUGCAUAUGCAAGCUGGCCAAUGUGGAAACCAAAUUGGUGCUAAGUUCUGGGAAGUCAUCUCAGAUGAACAUGGAAUCGACCCCACAGGUACAUACCACGGCGAUUCUGACCUGCAACUGGAAAGAAUCAACGUUUACUACAAUGAAGCUACUGGUGGAAAAUAUGUACCCCGAGCCAUUUUGGUAGAUCUUGAACCAGGUACCAUGGACUCUGUCAGAUCAGGCCCAUUUGGACAAAUUUUCAGACCAGACAACUUUGUGUUUGGACAAAGUGGUGCAGGCAACAAUUGGGCAAAGGGACAUUACACAGAAGGUGCAGAAUUGGUUGACUCGGUGCUUGAUGUUGUUCGCAAGGAAGCUGAAUCAUGUGACUGUCUUCAGGGAUUCCAACUCACACACUCCCUCGGUGGUGGUACAGGAUCCGGUAUGGGCACAUUGCUCAUCAGCAAGAUCCGUGAGGAGUACCCAGACCGCAUCAUGAACACAUUCUCUGUUGUACCAUCACCAAAGGUAUCAGAUACCGUCGUCGAGCCAUACAAUGCUACACUCUCCGUCCACCAGCUCGUUGAGAACACGGACGAGACCUACUGCAUUGACAACGAGGCUCUUUACGAUAUCUGCUUCAGGACCCUGAAACUCACCACCCCCACAUACGGUGACCUGAACCAUCUAGUCUCUGCCACCAUGUCUGGAGUCACCACCUGCCUCCGAUUCCCUGGUCAGUUGAACGCAGAUCUCCGUAAACUGGCCGUCAACAUGGUUCCCUUCCCCCGUCUCCACUUCUUCAUGCCUGGCUUUGCUCCUCUCACAUCUCGCGGUAGCCAGCAGUACAGAGCUCUUACCGUCCCUGAGCUCACCCAGCAGAUGUUUGAUGCCAAGAACAUGAUGGCUGCCUGUGACCCACGUCAUGGAAGGUACCUCACCGUUGCCGCCAUGUUCCGAGGCCGCAUGUCCAUGAAGGAGGUCGACGAACAGAUGUUGAACGUCCAGAACAAGAACAGCAGCUACUUCGUUGAAUGGAUCCCCAACAACGUGAAGACCGCUGUGUGCGACAUUCCACCACGAGGUCUCAAGAUGUCUGCCACCUUCAUUGGCAACAGUACCGCUAUCCAGGAGCUGUUCAAGCGAAUCUCUGAGCAGUUCACUGCUAUGUUCCGUCGCAAGGCUUUCCUUCACUGGUACACUGGGGAAGGCAUGGAUGAGAUGGAGUUCACGGAGGCCGAGUCAAAUAUGAACGACUUGGUGUCUGAGUAUCAGCAGUACCAGGACGCCACCGCCGAGGAGGAGGGAGAGUUUGAUGAGGAGGAAGAUGAGGGAGAAGCUGCAUAAAUGUCUGACGUUGCAGCAUUUGUUUACAUCGUGACAUUGACUCCCGUUUCAUUGAAAAUAUCAUUACAUUGGUAACAUCUUGUUGACAUGCUUUUUAUUGUAUAUUUAUUUGAUUUUAAAAUCCUUUUCUCAGUAUUUACAUCUGAUGUGCUCAAUAAAUUGUUUUAAGUGUGUAAAGUGUUAGAAGAUCUCAUUUUAAUGAAUUGUUUGUGCAAUAAAGAGACUUUGUUUGUGUUAA